This is a messenger RNA of Closterium sp. NIES-67, 6321 nucleotides long. The record is from the annotation of a GenBank genome assembly. Lineage: Eukaryota; Viridiplantae; Streptophyta; Zygnematophyceae; Desmidiales; Closteriaceae.
CAAUCAGACAGAUAGAGGCGAGAGCUUGUUGCAAAGUGAGAAACGGCUACCAGUUAGCUAUGCUUUCAUGUAUCACCGUCGGCGCUCCUGCGAUUAAGAGUCGCCACUAGAACCACUAGAACCAGCUCCGGUAUUUGGUAUAGUAUUCCUCGGCAGAUGAAAAUGCGGAAUCUCCGAAUGCUGAUUUUCCGAGAAAGUUCAUGAGGCAACUGCUCUGUUCCCUCGGGAUUCUCUGAGUUGCAAUUGAGGACUCCGGUAGGCCAGGCUCACUCGUAAACCUCAACGUCGACCGUCUUGCUUCCGUCAAGCCGCUUAACGGCUCACCGUCAUGCGACUCGUGACGGUCCUAGUGUCAGAGUUUUAGGGCUCAUUAUUACCACAUUCGCAGCUUUGAUUUCCAGCGGCUUGAUGCGGUUUACGUGAUUUCUAUUUACCUUCUCUUUUACUGUACCGAAGGCUCGGAUGCCGUCGACGCUGCGCAAAAUGACGUCACCAUCCAUGGCCAGCGUUUUCCUUACCCUCCUCCUCUUGCACUCCGCUACACCUAUCAGGGCACUAAGCCCAUUAACAGAUGGUCUUCAAUCGGGGAUAGUCGUCUCUUCUCAUCUGGAGCUUCCUGCGACGUCAGAGAACCUUGAAUCAACUCCGAAAUCGACAUCAGUUGGUGGAGGGGAAUUCUUUGGGGCAUCCUUCGUUAAAGCUGGGCCUAACAGUGCCAAACCAACUGGUUCGGAGUCCGCAGCAGCGAACUUCGCUACAAUCUCCGAACCUAAAGACUUGGGAGGUACGGCAUCGGAGUUGUCUGCUCCAAACCGCCGCCUUCUCGCAGGCUUACAUGGUCCGCGAACCUCUGUCCGGGGCAAGAAGCCAGGCUCGGCCAGGACGGCCGAACCUGGCGGUUCGGCAGGCACUGCUACAGCUCUGGCUGCAGCCGAGGCCGGUGCCUCUUCUGCCGAGGCUGCUUCUUCUACCGAACCUGCACCUGAGCAAGGGGAGGAAGGAGAGAAGCGGGAGGGAGAGAACAAGGGUUUAGAUGCUACAGCUGUUUCUGGUGUGGUUGCUCCAGAGGGAGGAAUGGAGGGAGGGGAGGAGGAGGAAGAGGAGGAGGAGGAAAAUGUGGGGAGCGUAGCUGCUGCUGCUGCUGCUGGUGGUGGUGCUGCUGCUGCUGCUGGUGGUGCUGGUGGUGGUGGUGCUGGUGGUGGUGGUGCUGCUGGUGGUGGUGCUGCUGCUGGUGCUGCUGGUGGUGGUGGUGCUGCUGCUGCUGCUGCUGGUGGUGGUGGUGGUGCUGCUGCUGCUGCUGGUGGUGCUGCUGCUGCUGAUGGUGGUGGUGCUGCUGGUGGUGGUGGUGCUGCUGCUGCUGGUGGUGCUGCUGCUGGUGCUGCUGCUGGUGCUGCUGCUGGUGCUGGAAUGGUGGAAGGUGCUAAAUCUGCUGGUGCGGAUGCUGCAGGUAGCCGUGCUGCCACUGCUGCUUCGGCUGGUACUGGUACUGCUGGCGCUGACGCCUCUGGUUCUCGUGCUGAUGUGUCUGCUGUUGGGGAGGAUACGUCGGCUGCUCGUGGUGACUCUGGGAACGUGCGCGCAGCUGCUACCAGUGAGGGUACCUCUCCUGCUGCUGGUGCUGCUGGCGCUGCUGGUGCUGCUAGUUCUGCUGUUGCUGUUGGGACGAAAGCGCUAAACCCUGGGGCAAUUUUUGAGGCGCCUCAAAAAGCGCUAAACCCUGGGGCUAGAGAAGGGGGAGGCAAAGGCGAAGAGGCAGGCGAGCAAGCGAGCGCAGACACAGAGACACAAAAAGGCGAGGAGGCGGGGAGUGAGCGUGAGGUGGUCAAAGGAGAUACCGAGGCGGAAGGGGAAGAAGGAGAGGGGGGCGGAGGGAAGGGAGUGAAGGGGAGGGAACCUAGCAGCGAGACCGAAUCAACCAGUGGUGGUGAAUCAAGCAGCCGGGGGGGAGCUACGGGAAAAGAGGCAGGCAACGCUGUAGCAGCUAAGGCAGAUGAGGGAUCGGUGGGUGGGGGGGAGAAGAGGGUUGUUGGUGCCAAUGAGAAGGAAGGCGAUGGGGGAAGCAGCCAAGAGGAGACGGGGAAGGAGGAGAAGGGAGAGAGUGAUGAAAGGGGUGCUGGUAAGGAUGCGAGGACGGCUAUUGGGGGUGCAGGAAAUGCGAAGGCGACUGGUGGAAAUGUGGAGGAUGUGAGAACGGUUGGAGGAGGUGCAGAAGACGUGAAGGCGGUAGGUGGAGGUGCAGAAAGUGUGAAGGCUACUGGUGGAGGUGCAGAGAAUGUGCCGGCGAUAGGUGGGGAGGCAGGGGGAGAAGAGGAGGAGGAGGAGACAGAGGAGAGGGAUAUGGCGAAGGAAGAGAAGGGAGAGGAGGAGAAGGAAGAGAAGGAGGAGGAGGUGAAGGGUGGGGAAGAGGGGAAGAGGGAAGGGUCGGAGCAGGGGGGAGGUGUGGAGCGAGCAGAGGAGGAACAGGCGGACGUGGGGGCUGCGGGAGGGGACGAAAGGGGAGAGGGAAAAGGGAGUCAGACAGGGGGCGUGGAAAGAGUUGGAGGUCCUUCGGGGGAGCAGAAGGGGGGGGAAGCAGAAAGGAGCAGAUUAGGGUAUGGGAGGGAGACGGAGGGGGAGAGGGGAGGAGGCGUGGAAAGGGUUGGAGGUCCACCGGGGGAGCAGAAGGGAGAGGGCGUAAGUAGCAAGCAGCAGAGGGAUAGGGAGGAGGAAGAGGAGGGGGGAAGGGCGGGAGAGGGGAAGGGUGCGUUGAAGUCAGGGGAGUUAGAGGGAGAGGAAGCAGAGGAAGCAGGAGUGAAGGGAGAGGAAGUGAAAGUUGAAACGGCGGACUUGGGGAUGGGGAAAGUGGAAGAGGCUUUGGCAGCUGCAGAGGAGGCGAUCAUGCCGAAAGCCAAAGGCAGGGAUGCUGCUGCUGGUGAUGGUGCAAAUGUUACAAGUAGGGUGGGGGAGAAGACGGGAGGAGAGGGGGAUUUAGGGGAGGGAAAUGUUACAAGUAGUGUGGGAAAGAACAAGGUAAGAGAGGAGGAAUUGGAAGGAGCGACUGUUACAAGCAGGGUGGGAGUGAAUAAGGGAGGGGAGAAGGAAACGGAGGCGGCGAGGGAGACAGAUAGUGAGGCAGAAACGAACAAGGGAGCACAAGUGGUGGGUGAGGACGAGGAGGAGAGAGCGGAGGAAGAAGCUGCAGCAGAGGAGGUGGACGAACUGGCGUCAGAUGCAGCAAAGCAGCCAGAGAAGGAGGGUGAGGCAAAAGGGGCUUUAAAGUCAGGAGCAGCGAUGCAGAGUGCAGGGGAGGAUGGGGAGGAGAGGGCGGAGGAAGCAGCUGCAGCAGAGGAGGUCGACGAACUAGCGUCAGACGCAGCAAAGCAAACUGAGAAGGAGACAAAAGAGGCAAGGGAUUUUGAAAUGGCGAAGCAGACAGGAGGGGAGGAAGAGGAGGAGGAGGAGAAGGUGGGGAACGGUGGGGAGGGAGACGGAGGAGUGGAAGGAGAGGAAGGAGUUGGAAAGGGGAGAGCAAGCAAGCCAGCAUCAGCAGCCUCUGCUACAGCAGAAGCAGACCUAACGGCGGUUGACCUAACUGCGGCAAAAGCCACGGACGUAAAAGGUACUGAAGCAGGAGUAACGGAAGCAGAAGUUACAGGGGGUGGUGCGAUGAGGGGCGAAGGAAGAGGCGGGCACGGGGGUGUGAGAGGUGGGCAAGUGGAGGGGGAGGAAUUGGCUGGGGCUGGGAAGGGCAAGACUGGUGGUUCAGGAGGGGGAGAAGUGGGGAGUGGCAGGAUGUCAGGGGGAGAGAGAGGAGAGGAGGAGGAGGGGGGUGCUUUGGAAGAGGAGGGGGGGGGGGAGGACUGGAGGGAGGGGGAGGGGGUCUUGGGUGAUGAUUCUGCCGUUGUUGAGCGACAGGGGAAGAAGGGAGGCCGCACAAAGGGGGUGAGCGUGGGAGAGGAGGGAGGAGAGGGGCAACGGGGGGGAGGGGCUGGAGGAAGGGGUGGUGGAAGGGGAGGGGAAGCAGAUGAGGUGGAGGAGGAGGAAGAAGAGGCGGAAAUGGGAGCAGAGGAGGAGAAGGGAGAGGAAGGGCUCUUGCGUAGUAGAGCUUCAAGUGACGCUGGAAAGGGCGAGGCUGGGUCAAUGGAUGCAGAAGCCGAAGCAGCAGAAGGAGCAGAAGCAGGAGCAGAGGAGGAGGGAGAGGAAGGGCUCUUGCAUUCUAAAUCUCCAAGCAAAGCUGGGAAAGUCUCUAGAAACGAGGGCUCUGGAAACGAGGGCUUUGAAAACGAGGGCUCUGGAGAUGUGCCAAGUAAAGCUGGGAGGGGCAAGGCUGAACCUGAUGCAGAAACAGAAGCAGAUGCAGAAGCCGGCUCAGCAGCAGGUGGUGAAACAGAGGCAGAGGCAGCCGCCUUUGGUGAGGAAGCGGAGGAGGGGAGAGGGCCAGAAACGGGUUCUGGUGUUGGACCUCGGAAAGGGGCAGGGGGAGAGGGAGGGAGUGUGGAGGGGAGAGAGGGAGGGGGGGAGGAGGGAGGGGAAUGGGCCAUGCCUGCAGAUGACUUUGCUGCUGACGAAACACCUGAAGGUUCACCUGAGGAUUCUCCUGAGGGUUUGACUGAGGGAGAUGAGUACCCUGCAGAACAGGACAGUGAGGAUUUUCCAGGAGGUAAAGGUGCCGGCACACUGUCAGGUGAAAAAGGAGCGGGGACAGGAGGAUUGCCAGAUACUGCCGGUGGCCGCACUGGCAGCAGCACAGGACAGAAGAGAGGAAGCAGCAGCACAGAUAAGAAUGCAGUUCCAAGUGGUGUUAAUGGUAAUGGCCGUGGUGGUGGUGGCGAAUCCCCUUAUGGCGGAGAGGAGGAUGAGUAUGGGAGGUUUGAAGGCAAGGACGAGUCAGCUACUUCUAACCCCAAAGGAGAAGCAGCAGGAGCAACAGCAGCAGCCGGAUCAGCGGCGAAAGCUAAAGUGGAAACUGCAGCAGCAGCAGCAGAAGAGGAAUAUGAAGAUAGCCUUACUGGUUCAGGGAGGUCCAAGGCAACCCUACCUUCAGACGAAGAAGCCCUCACCUCACAGGCUGAAUCACAGCGAUCCCAUGAGCCCUCUUCUAGUCCUCCCUAUUCUUCUUCUUCUUCUUCUCCUUCUUCCUCCUCCUCUUCGUCAGCCUCUCCCUCUUCCCCCCAAUCUCCCCCGUCCUCCCUCUCUUCCCUCCUCUCCUCGUCUCUCGAGCCGAUUCUCGCACCUCUAUCCGCCCUUCUCAGCACCUUCCUUCCUUACGCAGAGGCCCAAACCGCAGCUUUCUACCUCCUGCUAGGCAUUCUAGCUGCUCUUGCGCUUUCCCUCUGCGUCUGCUGCUUCUGCUGCUUCCGGGCCGGUGAGGCUCGGGACAGGUUCAGCGGGCUGGGAGGUUCGGCGUAUGCGAAGGUUCCAGGAAAGGAGGUGGAUUUGUCUCUGGCGCUUGGGCAGGGGCCGAGUAGGAGUGGAAGGGGGAGUGGGGGAGGGGAAGGGUGGGAGAGUUGGGAUGAGGAUGAGGGUUGGGAUGAGGAGAAGGGUGGUAGUGGUGGUGCUGGUGGUGGUGGGGGGGGAGGAGGAAGAGGAGGAGGAGCAGGAGACAAGCUGGCACAUAUGCUUGGAAAGGCCUUAGACACUGCAGUUAGUACUGGUUCUGGUUCUGCUGCUCCUGCUGGUUCUGCCAGCGCUGCUGCUGGGAAAAAGAGCAUUCUUGGGCCAAUAGGGAGAGGCAAUGGCACAGGUGGGAGCGCUGGAGCUGCCACAAACGGGAGUGCUAAUAACGGGGGUGAUACAGGUGGCUCAAGUGGUGCUGCUGGUGCUGGUGGUGGUGGGGGUGGAGGGACAAGGAAGAAGACCGGAGGAAAGCUAGUCGUGAGCAAAGGGAAGGGACUGGUGAUUCAAUAGCCGUCCACCUGUCAUCAACCCCGCCGCCACCGCCUCCCACACCCUCCGCUUCCCUCCCACUCUCCCCCAGAUCUCCCUCCCCUCCCCCCCUCUCCCCCCCCCUCUUCCCUUCCCGCUGCCCCCACCCCUGUGAGUACUCUCUUAUGGAGUGUGUGUGGUGUGGACCCUCUGUUGUGGAACGUCUUGGCGGUGUUGAGUGGCGUCCCACAAUGCUACGAAUCGGGCCAUGAGUGACUCUGGCGGGUGCCGGUAUGCAUGUGGGCAGUGAAGUGAGCCUCUGGCGGGUGCCGGUACAUGCAUGUGGGCAGUGAGCCUGUUUUUUGUCUUGGAUCCUGUUCUCCCCGCUUUGAUAACUAGAACAAUAGGGCCACACCCUGGAAUAUUCUUAUCUAUGAAAUUUUGCAACCUAUACCAAAACAAACAUGCCUACAGUCU